UUUCAUUCUCUAUGGCGGCAACGUAAAAGCUUUUAAGAUCACUGAUUUAACGGAUAAAACAAACGAGAGUUGCAUUUUAUUAAUUCUUUUUUUUCCCAAAAUUUUACCUUUUGCUUCUGCAUGAACGCUUUGCAGUUUGCACAAAUAAAAAGUAAAUUCGUUCAUCAAUUGAAUUUGUUAAUAAAUAAAAUAUUUUAUUUUAAUUGAGAUUAACCUAAGUACAAUGUAUUUAGGAGAAAAGUUUCCCAACUUCUCUGCCAAUACUAAUGAAGGCAAAAUAGACUUUCACAACUGGAUUGGAAAUUCAUGGGCCAUUUUGUUCUCUCAUCCAUCUGACUUCACACCAGUCUGCACCACUGAGCUAGCUCGUGUUGUGAAGCUGGUUCCUGAAUUCCAGAAGCGCAAUGUGAAAGUCAUUGGCAUAUCUUGUGAUUCCGUUUCCUCUCAUGUGGAAUGGUGCAAAGAUAUUAAAAGCUAUGCAGGCUGCAAUGAGGAGGAGAAAUUUCCAUAUCCCAUUAUUGAAGAUGAGGAUCGUACAAUCGCCUCUAAGCUGGGAAUGAUUGACAAGGAUGAGUUGGAUGCAAAAGGCAUGCCUUUAUCUGCACGAGCUGUGUUCAUUAUCGAUCCCACUAAGAAAUAUAGACUUUCCAUUCUCUACCCUGCCACCACUGGAAGAAAUUUUGAUGAGAUAAUUCGUGUGAUUGACUCCCUGCAGCUUACUGAAAAGAAUAAAGUAGCAACACCCGCUGAUUGGAAGAUGGGUGACGACUGCAUGGUUCUGCCGACAGUGCCUGAGGAUGAGCUCGACAAGUCGUUCCCUCAAGGAGUUACCGUCGUCCAAGUACCAUCUGGAAAGGCUUAUCUUCGCAAAACCGCAUGCCCUAAUUUGUAAAAGUUUGUAAACCAAAAAAAUCUAAUAACUUCUAAAGUUAUUCAAAUGUGAUAAAUUACUUGUUAAAAAUUGACUCGCAGUUUAUUUCUUUGUUUUUUAUUAAAAAUAAACAAACUUAUUAUAA
Molecule: messenger RNA, 1016 nt
Organism: Colias croceus (clouded yellow)
Lineage: Eukaryota; Metazoa; Arthropoda; Insecta; Lepidoptera; Pieridae
Gene: Prx6a
Product: peroxiredoxin-6
Exons: 5
Coding region: 224-892 (222 amino acids)
Biological process (GO): cellular oxidant detoxification; cell redox homeostasis
Cellular component (GO): mitochondrion; cytosol
Molecular function (GO): peroxiredoxin activity
Source: RefSeq, a predicted model, not a curated record